CACACACACACACACACACACACACCACUACAGUAUAUCAGCGAGUGACUAGCGGAGAGCCAGAGGGGAGUGCAGAAAUGAAUGUGAAGAUCCUGACGCUGGUGAUUGUGCUCUUGGUGUCUCUGCUGUGUUCUGCCAGUGCUGGUCCCAUGGCCUCCAUGGAGCAUGGCAGAGAGCUGGAAGAGGCCUCCACAGUGAGAAAAAUGGUCCAGCAAAGCCCUGCGAGGGGCGGUCAGACCCACAGACCAGCCGGCUGGAAGAGGAGACGCCCACGGCCCCGUCUUUCCCACAAGGGGCCCAUGCCGUUCUAGAGCAAGGCACUGCUUUGAGCGCCCACCCCCAGGUUCUGAUUUCUAUGCUCUUCCUUUACCUUGGGGGGCCUUGCAACGAAGGGCCUACGCUUGCCCAGCCUGAAGAGUGAUGUCCAUAGCACCUGCUGGUUCUUCAAGCAACUCUGUCCACAAAAAAAUCAGGACAAGCCGCUCACCCACAGCUCUAGGAGGAA
Xiphias gladius (swordfish) is the source of this 505-nucleotide messenger RNA. RefSeq names its product apelin (gene apln). Bases 78 to 311 code for a protein of 77 amino acids. Lineage: Eukaryota; Metazoa; Chordata; Actinopteri; Istiophoriformes; Xiphiidae. The record is from RefSeq and is a predicted model, not a curated record. Gene Ontology annotation, biological process: signal transduction. The transcript is spliced from 3 exons. Gene Ontology annotation, molecular function: apelin receptor binding; hormone activity.